AGCGGCUUAGCGCCGGACACCAUUAGCAGUGGCGGUGUGGUCGCUCCAGGACUGAAGGAGGCAGAGCUGUCACUUUCCCAAAGAAACUCCACUAAAGAUUCGAAGCAACCAUGCCUUUCGGAAACAGCCAUAACAAGUUGAAGAUGAACUACACGGCGGAGCAGGAGUACCCUGACCUCAGCCAGCACAAUAACCACAUGGCCAAGGUGCUCACUUCGGAGAUGUACGCAAACCUGCGGGACAAAGAAACCCCCAGCGGCUUCACGCUGGACGACGUAAUUCAGACUGGGGUGGACAACCCAGGCCACCCAUUCAUCAUGACUGUGGGCUGUGUUGCGGGAGAUGAAGAAACGUAUGAGGUGUUCAAAGAUCUCUUGGACCCAGUCAUUGAGGACCGCCAUGGAGGCUACAAGCCCACAGACAAACACAAGACUGAUCUGAACCCAGACAACCUUCAGGGUGGAGAUGACCUUGACCCCAACUAUGUCCUGAGCUCUAGAGUGCGAACUGGCAGGAGCAUCCGUGGCUUCUGCCUGCCCCCCCACUGCAGCCGCGGAGAGAGACGUGCAAUUGAAAAUCUGUCUGUUGAGGCUUUAAGUUCCCUAGAGGGUGAAUUUAAAGGAAAGUACUAUGCCCUGAAGAGCAUGACAGAGGAGGAGCAGCAGCAGCUGAUUGAUGACCACUUCCUCUUUGACAAGCCUGUGUCCCCACUGCUGUUGGCCUCUGGGAUGGCUCGUGAUUGGCCUGAUGCCAGGGGAAUCUGGCACAAUGAUGACAAGACCUUCCUUGUCUGGGUGAAUGAGGAGGAUCACCUACGUGUUAUCUCCAUGCAGAAGGGUGGAAAUAUGAGGGAAGUCUUCACUCGCUUCUGCACAGGCCUUACAAUGAUUGAGGGUCUCUUCAAAGAGAAGAGUCAUGAGUUCAUGUGGAAUGAGCACCUGGGCUUCGUCCUCACUUGCCCCUCUAACUUGGGCACAGGAUUGCGUGCUGGUGUCCAUGUCAAGCUGCCCAACCUCAGCAAAAAUGAAAAGUUUGGUGAGAUCCUCAAGAAACUGAGGCUUCAGAAGCGUGGAACAGGUGGAGUAGACACCGCUGCAGUGGGUGGCGUCUUUGACAUCUCCAACGCGGACCGGCUGGGCUUCUCCGAGGUGGAACUGGUGCAGAUGGUGGUGGAUGGAGUCAACCUGCUUGUAGAAAUGGAGAAACGUCUGGAGGCUGGCCAGUCGAUUGACGACCUCAUGCCUGAGCAGAAGUGAACACUUUCAUAACAAUCCCAACUUGACUCCUCCCCAUGCCUCCACCAGUUCUCCCAAAACCAAUAACCGCAUCAAGGAGCACACUCCGCCCAAACGUUAGUGGCACUAAAGUUAGAUGAGUCUUCCAUCAGUCUGAAGGAUUUUGUAUCUGCAAUGUCUUGAGGAUGGCUCUUUAACACCUGAAAUAAAGUUUCUUUGGCCCAUGGAA
Colossoma macropomum (tambaqui) is the source of this 1464-nucleotide messenger RNA. It is a transcript of the gene ckbb, whose product is annotated as creatine kinase, brain b. Gene Ontology annotation, biological process: phosphocreatine biosynthetic process. The transcript has 8 exons. The coding region runs from base 111 to 1256 and encodes 381 amino acids. NCBI's taxonomy places the organism in Eukaryota, Metazoa, Chordata, Actinopteri, Characiformes, Serrasalmidae. The record is from RefSeq and is a predicted model, not a curated record. Gene Ontology annotation, molecular function: creatine kinase activity.